UGUAAUCAUGUUUUCUUACAGGUUAGGUGAAUGAACUGAUGUCAAAAACCUAUAUCCUUAGCAAAAAUGAGCACUAACCCAAUUUUGCGCAUUUUUCUUAAAAAUUUAAAAUGCAAGUCAAACCAAAUAGCGUUGAAACAAUCACCUAUAAUUGUUUAUACCAAAUUUUGUAGAUAUCUAACAUCGUUAACAAGAGUUGGUGGCUUUAGUAACUACGAGGAAGAGAGAUCAACAUAUAAUCUAACAGUACCAACACAUUUCAACUUUGCUUCAGAUAUUCUUGAUCAAUGGGCUUUUAAGGAAAAGAAUGGUUACAGAACAACCAAUAUCCCCGCAUUAUGGUUUGUUUCUGAUGAUGGCAAAGAAAUAAAACUAAGUUUUGAAGAACUGGAGAUCAAAUCAAAAAGAAUUGCAAACAUACUUCAAAAUCAAUGUGGUGUGAAGAAGGGUGAUCAUGUAAUAGUUAUGCUCCCUAAAAUUCCCGAAUUUUGGUUGGUUUUUAUAGCAGCCCUAAGAAUUGGAUCCAUUUUAAGUCCGGCAACAAUGCAACUAAAAGUAAAAGAUUUAAUUUAUCGCAUGGAAUCCUUAAAAGCUGAAUGCAUUAUAGUUCAUGAUUCGGUAGCAAACAUUGUUGAUGAAGCUUCUAAUUCAUAUAAAUAUUUGAAGAAUAAAGUUAUAGUAGCUGAAAACCCGAUCAGAAAACCUGGAUGGAUUGACCUCAACCAUGUUCAAACUGACACUGUUAAUCAUCAGUGUACUCUGACAAAAAGUGAUGAUUCCAUGAUAAUAUACUUCACAAGUGGAACAACAAGCAAUCCAAAAAUGGUAGAACAUACUCACGCAAGCUAUGGAAUUUGUUUAAGAGAUUACGGCAAGUAUAAUUUAGAUCUUACAAGUAACAACAUACUUUGGGGAAUGACUGACACAGGCUGGGCUCUUACAGCUUAUAACUUAUUUGGAGCUUGGACGCAAGGUGCUUGCAUAUUUGUUCAUGAAAUGCCUAGGUUUUCAGCUAAGAAAACACUUCAAAUUUUAGAAAAAUACCCCAUCGAUACGUUUUGUGCUGGAACGUUUAUAUACAAAUCACUUGUGCAGGAAAAUCUAAAUGUUCAUAGAUUCAACAAACUGGAACACUGUUUCUCUGGUGGAGAGACACUGAAUACUGAAGUUAUAAGAAAAUGGCUGGAUAAAACUGGGUUAAGAAUAUACAAUGGUUAUGGACAAACCGAAACUAUAAUUAUGACUGCUACACGUAAAUGCAUAGAUUACCGCAUGGGUUCAAUCGGCAAAUGCAUGCCAGGACUUGUUGUAAAAAUAGUGGAUGAAAAAGAAAAUGAAGUUGGUCCAAAAGUCAUCGGGGAAAUCGUAUUGGAAAGAAAAAGUACGCCUGCAAUAUUUAAAAGAUAUAAAAAUAACCCAGAAGCAACCAAAGCACACCUUUCUGAAAAAUACUUGCAUACAGGUGAUUUCGGCUUCUAUGAUGAAGAUGAUUUCUUCUGGUUCGUUGGACGAAAUGAUGACCUUAUAAACUCAGCCGGUUAUCGCAUCGGUCCCACUGAAGUUGAAAAUGCAUUGAUGGAUCAUCCAGCUGUUGCAGAAGUCGCUGUAACAAGUAGCCCGGAUAAUCAGAGAGGAGAGAUUGUAAAAGCUUUUAUCCGUCUCAACAAUGAUACACAACCUAGUGAAAGCCUGAUUAAGAAACUGCAAGAUCACUGCAAGCGUUCAACUGCACCUUACAAAUAUCCCAGAAAGAUAGAAUUUUUGGAAGAAUUUCCGAGAACAGCCAGCGGAAAAAUAAAAAGAUCUGAACUCAGACAAAAAGAGUGGAAGAAUUUUUAGAAAUUAUUUCAACCUUUCAAAUGUUUUAACAUGAACUGACAAAUGGUACUGUGUUCUGAUAAGUAUGGUUUUGAAAUUUUAAGAUAAAGAAGCAUUAAUUGAAAUAUGUAUUUUAUAUUAUUAUUAUUAUUGUGUACAAAUAUUGUAAACAAAUUGGUUUUACUCAAACAUUUUAUACUCAUUAUGACAAAAAGUAGAUCUAAAUAAAUAAAGUAGAAGGUUUA
Molecule: messenger RNA, 2063 nt
Organism: Parasteatoda tepidariorum (common house spider)
Lineage: Eukaryota; Metazoa; Arthropoda; Arachnida; Araneae; Theridiidae
Product: acyl-coenzyme A synthetase ACSM3, mitochondrial
Biological process (GO): acyl-CoA metabolic process; fatty acid biosynthetic process
Cellular component (GO): mitochondrial matrix
Molecular function (GO): fatty acid ligase activity; fatty-acyl-CoA synthase activity
Source: RefSeq, a predicted model, not a curated record